UGAUGUUUCUAAAUGUUGAAACAGAGCUUCGGGAUUGUAGUUUACAUGGUCCCAUCAGUAAAGGGUGUUUAUAGCUGAGAACCUUUGUGAUUUGCAUAAUGCCUUGUUUAAUGCCUUGGGUUCUCGAGAGCAAGGGCACGACGUUAUUGCGCUGGCGGCUUGCAAGAAAAGCCGUGCCACCACUUCUAGGAAAUCUAAUCGGCGCUAUUCUGCAGUAAAAUCCUCGUAUUUUAUUUGUCGAAUAUUCUCGUUGGAGAAUUGCAUUUUCUACACUUUGAGUGGCUAAAAGCAUGUGAAAAGCAUUCUUCUAUUUUUAAGGACACUCAAAGGACGUAUUUAUGACUGGGUUUCUUCUCGCUUCCUCUCCAGAUUUUUGAUUUUCAUUGUGUUUACAUAAAUCUGGCCACUUGACAGUAACAUCGGUCGCCUAGGUUGGCUACUGGCAGUUAGUUUUUUUUUUAACGCAAUGGAAGUAUUAUUCAAACAAUUGAGGCAAUGAUGUUUCUUUUCUCAGACAAAGUGGCAUAUCUGAUCAAAUUCAGGAGGAUGCAAGGCCGAAGAGGAAACGUAAUUUAAAAAGUAGGCUAUGUUUUUAUUAUUUGAAUAAACGAUCAUCAGGAUGUUUAUUCUUCUUAUCCCACUAACCUGAGUAGUGGAAAUGUAUUGUUCAGUAACGGAACUUUUCUUGCUCUGACAGCAUUGCAUCACCUCUGUGGCAAAGGAGUAUCUCUGGAACAAGCACGGAGCACAUCUUUACCCCCCAUUUAUCAGCUGCCCCUUGAUUCUUUGUAUUGUUGUAAAAGGUGCACUGUUUACAGAUGUAUCUCGGACUUGAUGAGCCCGUGCGGGAAUGCCAGUAUAAUCAGAUUUGCACGCGCAACUCGUUACCUAUGGAGACUUUAGGGCACAAAAAGAAGAAGAUUCCCCGAAGGAAGUGGCAGGUCUUUCCCGGUCGAAAUAGAUUCUACUGUAAUGGAAGGGUCAUGAUGGCGAGGCAGACCGGGGUCUUCUACCUAACCCUAGUCCUGAUCAUGGUCACCAGCGGGCUUUUCUUCGCGUUCGACUGUCCGUUCCUGGCGUCCAACCUAACCCCAGCCAUCCCAGUGAUCGGAGGGGUGUUGUUUUUCUUUGUGCUGGGGAUGCUCUUCAGGGCCAGCUUCAGUGACCCGGGGGUCCUGCCCCGCGCCACGCCCGACGAGGCUGCCGACCUGGAGAGACAAAUAGGCGCGGCUAACGGCCCCAGUGGUCCAGGGUACAGGCCGCCCCCGAGGACCAGAGAGGUGGUCAUCAACGGGCAGACGGUGAAGCUCAAGUACUGCUUCACCUGCAAGAUCUUCAGGCCCCCGCGGGCCUCGCACUGCAGCCUGUGCGACAACUGUGUGGAGCGUUUUGACCACCACUGUCCCUGGGUGGGGAACUGUGUGGGAAAGAGGAACUACCGUUUCUUCUACCUCUUCAUCCUCUCCCUCUCCUUCCUCACUGUAUUCAUAUUCGCCUUCGUCAUCACACACGUCAUCCUGAGAUCCAACCGGACAGGCUUCCUCAGCGCACUCAAAGACAGCCCUGCCAGUGUGCUGGAGGUGCUGGUGUGUUUCUUCUCGGUGUGGUCCAUUGUGGGUCUGUCGGGCUUCCACACCUACCUGAUCAGCUCCAAUCAGACCACCAAUGAGGAUAUUAAAGGCUCGUGGUCGAACAAACGGGCGAAGGACAACUACAAUCCCUACAGCUACGGGAACAUCCUGACCAACUGUUGUGCUGCCCUCUGUGGUCCUCUUCCACCCAGUCUUAUUGACAGAAGAGGCUUCAUCCAGUCAGACACACCCCAGCCUGUGUCACACUCCAACGGAAGCAGCAUGUACGCCUCCACCCAGCUUCACACUCACAUGUGUGACCAAGAGCACUGCAUUCAGAGCACCAAAUUCGUUUUGCAGGCUGCCGCCACCCCCCUGCUCCACAGCAACUCAGUCAUGAUUGGUGGAGGGGGACCCCCUUUCCCUGGGAAGAGUUCCUUGGUGGUCCCCUGUGCCUCCCUGGCCCCCAGCCAGCCCUCCCUGCCCUCCAUGCCCGGGCUGAGCUGUGCAGGGGACAUGUUGACUCUGAGGGACCCAGACACCCACUGCCACCACCACCACUUUGCCAGCCCUGAGGAGACUCCCUCGCCCUCUGGCCCUAUGCCUCUGACUUUGCCCUGCGCUGCCCACAUGACCCACGGUGGACACAUCCACCCGGCCCAGCUCUACGACCCAGCCAGCCAGGACUCUCUGCAUGAGGACUCUGUCAGGGGCCUGGUUAAACUCAGCUCUGUCUGAGACUGGGCCCCACUGCCAUUUCCCCCUGGCUCUUUGGAACCACUACCCAGACAUCACACUAUUCCCUAUGUAAUGCACUACUUUUGAUCAGAGCCCAUGAACUCUGGUAAAAAGUAGUGCACUAUAUAGGGAAUAGGUUGCCAUUUGGGACGUAGCCUCUCCCCUCUAUCUCUCCUUCCCUCCACACUCAGGACCAAAGCCAUAUUUCCCCGAACAUUCCACCUGAGCCCUCCCUCCAUCCCACCCAGAUUUGCGUCCACCUGUUGAGUUAAGCUAUUGUAGUGCCAAACAGACAGACAGACCCUCAGUCUCCACUGCACCUGACCAGGACCAAAGUCACACUUCUGACUCCCACUUCCUCUUCACAGUAGUAUAGCUGGUGCUUUACCAGGUGUCUACCAGGCCUGGAUACAGGUUCAGCCUUCUGCCAAAUGUUCAUGACUUGUGCAUUAUUCUCCAAUGAAAUGUAGAGGAAAUCACCUGAAUCUCUCUUCUCUCUCAGCUAAAACCUACCAAGGCAGUUGCCAUUUUGUUUUGCUGACAUCCGAGGCCACACACAGCGUGAUACUUCCCUGGUUCUUCAGGACUGUUGAUUAGCUGGAAAGACAUGAAUCAGGACUAAAUACAGGACUUGUUUAUAGGUUUCCAUGUGUGUUGUGUGUCCUGAGUGGUGACACUAUUUUAUACAGUAGUAAUGGCCACAGAUGAUGUCACUUCCGGUUUGAGAUUGUGUCAACACUGUACGUGGUAAUCGGUGGUGUUCAUUAGUCAGUCCUGGUGUCUGUGUGACGCCAGUCGCAUUUAAUUUUUGUUUUGUUCAAAUGUGAUGCCAAAACAUCAUGUCUGCAUCCCAAAUGUCACACUCUAUUUAGUGCACUACUUUUGACCAGGGCCUAUAGGGCUCUGGCAAAAGUAGCGCACUAUAUAGGGAAUAGGUUGCCAUUUGGGAUGUAGAUAAUAUGUAAUAUGAUUACUGUGCCAAGAAAUUGUCAUUGACUUCCAGCUUUAUACAUUAAUGCCUGUGGAUAAUUAAUAAAUUCACAUUUUUUUAUGUACAA
This is a messenger RNA of Oncorhynchus nerka (sockeye salmon), 3367 nucleotides long. Its product is annotated as palmitoyltransferase ZDHHC14-like. The transcript has 9 exons. NCBI's taxonomy places the organism in Eukaryota, Metazoa, Chordata, Actinopteri, Salmoniformes, Salmonidae. Gene Ontology annotation, biological process: protein targeting to membrane; peptidyl-L-cysteine S-palmitoylation. Gene Ontology annotation, cellular component: Golgi apparatus; endoplasmic reticulum. Gene Ontology annotation, molecular function: protein-cysteine S-palmitoyltransferase activity. The record is from RefSeq and is a predicted model, not a curated record. The coding region runs from base 819 to 2309 and encodes 496 amino acids.